CGCAGAGACAUGAGUAAAAGUUCUUCCACUCAUUUUUAUCUCGCUUUUUUUCUUCUUUUGGCUCAGCAGGUUCAGCUGAUCGUCCUGCUCUAACGUCUCCAGCUCUGGUUUGUUGCAGCUUGCACAGAUUGAGCCCCAAAACAAGGUGUCCUCUAAUGACCUCACAUCCUGUUUUCCCACUUCCUUGUGAAUGGACCGGUUUGGCACGGACCGGUUUGGGACGGUCCGUCCGGCCGCGGCGCAGCGUGGAUCCCGGUUGUUUCCCUUCAGACACGCUGCGGUGUUUCACGCAGGCUGCACAAAUUUUAUUCAGACACUUGGACCAUGCGGAGUCCGAGCUGCUGCUGAUACAGGAGAGGACAGGGGUCGCCUUCCAGGACCUGAGGAGCAUCUCUGCAGUGUGAUGGUGUUCAUGCUGAUAUAAGAAGCUGUACAGUUGUUGCACAUCUGACAGAAUGAAGGCCAAAGAGGUGAAGAUCAUCAACCAGGACCUGGAGGACGAGAUGGAGGUGUGGGGGUACCAGCCCUGUCUGUGGAAGACGAUCCUGGUGGGUGUGGGGGCCGUUUGCUCCGGUGGUCUCCUGCUGCUGCUGCUCUACUGGCUGCCUGAGUGGGGGGUGAAGAGCACCUGCACACCCGCCUCACUGAGAGACGCAAAAACGCUGCUGCUCAGGACGACGGAUGAGUUUAAACAGUGGUUUCGGGCCAAAGUACAUGUGAUGUUGGCUCCCGGAAGGAAACCCUUUGAUGAUUUGGAUCUGCUGUCAAAAACCCAAAUACCAAAUGGAGAUGGAGACCACAUUCCCAGCCACUCGAAUUCAGAGCGUCAUGGGAACUUUCCUCAUAGGCAGCCUGCUCAGAUCCAGUACUUUGUUCACCACAGCACUAAAUACUACUGGAAUGAUGCGAUGCAGAAAUUUGAAGUGUACAAAGGCUUGGAGGAUGUAAAGGUGACCUGUGCAAGCAUCCACUCUGAGCACAACUCUGGGCUUUCUAAAGCACUGCAGGACUACAGGAGGUUAUUUUUCGGGGAGAAUGAGAUCGCUGUAAUAGUGCCCUCUCUGUUCAAGCUCCUCGUUAAGGAGGUCCUGAACCCCUUUUACGUCUUCCAGCUCUUCAGUGUCAUCCUGUGGAGUACUGAUUCCUACUACUAUUACGCGUCAGCCAUAGUUUUCAUGUCCAUCAUUUCAAUAGUUACCUCAUUGUACACGAUUAAAAAGCAAUAUGUGAUGCUUCGUGACAUGGUGGCGGCGCACAGUGUGGUCCGUGUUUCAGUGUGCAGAGGAAAUGAAGAUUCUGAACAGGCCAUGUCAACGGAGCUGGUGCCUGGUGAUGUCAUCAUUAUCCCAGCAAACGGGAUGAUAAUGCCCUGCGACGCCAUACUCUUCAACGGGACCUGCAUUGUAAACGAGAGUAUGCUGACAGGAGAGAGCGUGCCAGUCACCAAAACCAGUCUGCCCAGUUCAGGGAAGGAGGCAGUUAGGACCUAUGAUAUAGAGGAACACAAGAAACACACACUGUUCUGUGGUACCCAUGUCAUCCAAACCCGCUUCUACUCUGGUGAACUUGUGAAGGCUCUCGUGGUCCGAACAGGCUUCAGUACAGAGAAAGGCCAACUGGUGCGCUCCAUCCUCUACCCUAAACCCACAGACUUCAAGCUGUACCGCGAUGCUUACCUCUUCCUGUUGUGUCUGGUUGGAGUCGCAGGAGUCGGUUUCCUCUACACCAUCGUCCUCAGCAUCAUAAACAAGGUUCCAGCCAACACAAUCGUCAUUGAAUCUCUGGACAUCAUCACCAUCACCGUGCCCCCGGCCUUACCGGCAGCCAUGACAGCUGGUAUCGUUUUUGCACAGCGGCGUUUGAAGCGAAUCGGCAUCUUCUGCAUCAGUCCUCAGAGGAUCAACAUGUGUGGACAGCUGAACGUGGUUUGCUUUGACAAGACGGGGACUCUCACUGAGGAUGGUUUGGAUCUGUGGGGCGUUCAGAGAGUUGAAGAUGGCAGCUUUCAUCCGCCGGAGUCUGAGGCAGCUAAAGAAGGUCUGGUGAAGUCCAUGUUUGUGGCCUGCAUGGCAACCUGCCACUCACUGACUAAGAUUGAAGGAGAGCUGUCUGGAGACCCUUUAGACCUCAAGAUGUUCAGCGCCACAGGCUGGGUCCUAGAAGAGCCCACAGAAGAAGAAACCGCACUCCACAACCCCAUAAUGCCCACAGUUGUACGACCUCCGAAGAACUUCACCCAUGAAGCCAAUCAAAACAAUCCACUGACUCAGAACAUGCACGAAUCUUCUGCCCCUCAGUCCUGUGAGAUCGGCAUCGUGCGUCAGUUUCCCUUCUCAUCGGAGCUGCAGAGGAUGAGCGUGGUGGUCAGGAGGUUGGGGGAAAAACACAUGGAGGCGUUUUUGAAAGGGGCGCCAGAGGUUGUGACCAGCCUCUGCAAACAGCACACAGUCCCACAGAAUUUUACAGAAACUCUGGAGAGCUACACUCGGCAGGGCUUCAGGGUCAUUGCGCUGGCACAUCGACAGCUGGAGUCCAAACUCUCCUGGCACAAAGUCCAGAACCUCAGCAGGGACGUGCUAGAAACCAACAUGGAGUUCCUUGGUCUGAUCAUCAUGCAGAACAAAAUAAAAGAGGAGACUGCUGGUAUUUUAUGUGAACUACGACACGCCAACAUCCGCACUUUGAUGGUCACAGGUGACAACAUGCUGACCGCCAUAUCAGUGGCCAGAGACUGUGGGAUGGUUCUCCCACAUGAGAAGGUCAUCAUAGCAGACGCUCUGCCUCCCAAAGACUUCCACCCUGCCAGCAUCACAUGGCAUUACACUGAGGCGCCCACUCACAGCGUAAAAGACAAUCAGACUGUGGAGAUAAACCUGGAGGACAUAAUGUACGACGAUCAAGUUUCCCAGCCGGAGCAAAGUUACCACUUCGCUGUCAGUGGGAAAGCCUUUGCUGUUAUCACUGAGCACUUUCCUCAGCUGGUCCAGAAGCUCGUGUUGAAAGCUACUGUGUUUGCUCGAAUGUCUCCGGAGCAGAAGACUCAGCUGGUGGAAGUCCUGCAGGGCAUCGAUUACAUUGUUGGGAUGUGUGGUGAUGGAGCGAAUGACUGUGGAGCUCUGAAGAGAGCUCACAGUGGGAUUUCUCUGUCUGAGCUGGAGGCCUCAGUUGCUUCACCCUUCACCUCAUCCACCUCAAACAUCUCCUGUGUUCCCAACCUCAUCAGGGAAGGCCGAGCCGCCCUCAUAACAUCGUUCUGCGUCUUCAAGUUCAUGGCUCUCUGCAGCAUCAUCCAGUACCUCAGCGUCACCCUGCUCUACUCGAUUCUCAGCAAUUUGGGAGACUUCCAGUUCCUCUUCAUUGACAUCGCCAUCAUUCUCAUCACUGUCUUUACAAUGAGUCUGAAUCCAGCGUGGAAGGAGCUGGUCUUGCGUCGCCCCCCGUCCAGUCUGAUCUCUGGUCCGCUGCUCUUCUCAGUCCUGACCCAGAUCCUCACCUGCUUGGCCUUCCAGGUCCUGGCUUUCCUCCUGGUUAAAGAGCAGAGCUGGUAUGAAAUAUGGACACCUCAGUCAGACGCCUGCAAUGUUUCCAGUCCCUCUCCCAGCGUCAAUGAAACAAUCCCUCAUGACCAUAAAAACAUCAAGAACUAUGAGAACACCACCCUCUUCUACGUCUCCUGCUUCCAGUAUUUGGCUGUAGCCAUCAUCUUCUCUAAAGGGAAACCCUUCAGACAGCCGAGCUACAAGAACUGGUCAUUCAUGCUGUACUGCCUGGUCAUGUAUUUUUUCCUCUUCUUCAUCAUGCUGUAUCCGAUUCCUGCCAUCGACAGCUUCCUGGAGCUCGUGUGUGUUCCUCAUGACUGGCGUGUUACUGUGGUCGUCAUAGUCAUCGUUAACGCGCUGGUGUCUUUCCUGUUCGAGAUUUUGAUCCUUGACAUCAUCUUGUGGAGGCUAGUUUUCAGAGGCAAUGAGGGGGCAAAUCGCCCCGCAGAGUCCGCCUCAGCCGACACGCCGCAGACGACCAUUGACCGCUGGGGCAGGCCCUUCCUCACCUGGCUGUUCUGUCGGAGAAACAAGCCACCCAGAGUGCGCUACAGGCAUCUGGCUCUGGAGCUGCAGGAAGACACCGACUGGCCUCCUAAGCCGUCCACAGUCACCUACACCAGCACUCCCACCUCUCUGAGCCUUACAUGACUGCCGACCAAAGCACAGCACAGACUGAACCUGGAUUCCCAGUAAGCUCGUAUGUUGAGUUGACAUCUGAUGUGACUGAUGAUGCAUUCAGAGGCUGCUGGAUUCCAGUAAGACAGCCUUCAUAAAGAGGAGGCCUCCUACUCUACCACCUGACUGACACUGUGAACAUUUCACACACAAAGUCCUCUUUAUUUUCGAUUCACUUCAUCAAAACAGACGAACACCCUUCAGUCGGAUCUUAGCUGUACUGUUCUAUCAAGCUGCUGAAAUUCAGCCACAGGAUUGCUAAAGGAGUAGUUCAUCACUGUGGAACAUGCAAUUGUUUGCUUUGUUGCUGAAAGUUAGAUACUUGAGCCGGUUAAUUUAACUUGGUACCAGAGCUGGACACAGGGAGAACCAGCUAGACCGUCUCUGUGCAAAGGUAAAACAAAACAACAUCUAGGGUUCACUCGCUAAGGUGCCAUAAUUAAUCGCUUCAUGAUGAUGAUUAGAUUGUAGAUUAGCCCAGCAUUCCAAAUCUCAUACUUGUUUUUAAUUUCAAAGCAUACUGCAGCUGCCCUUACAAAACACGUACUGUUGUUUGCAGUAUGCAUACAAUACAGCUGAGACAUACUACUUAACCGUAACGUUGUGGCUUAAACACUCUUCUUAUGUUCGUUGCAGUCUGUGUGAAUCAGUCUCGUUGUGACACGUUUUUCACUCCACAGAGAAUAGUGAGUCAGAAUGUCCAGAAAAGCACGCUGGAUGUUUUUAGGAUGCUGCAUUUGAUGUACUGUGUUUAGGGACGUAGCAGAUCUUUUUUUGACAUGCUACGUAGUGGGGAUGUCCUGGGCUGAUGUGAUAGAUUGGGGCCUGUUAUGGCAUUUGUUAAGUGAUCAGCAUAGACACAAAUCUCAGCCCAGUACUUCUAUACAGCAGCUAGGGGGAGGGAAGGGGGAGCACAAGCUGUAGUGCAACAAGUGGAACAAAAACUUUAGCUUUGGUUGGAGGACAUUAAGCAUCAUAAAGGCCUCUGUCAUGGUGCCCUUUGCCACCUAAACUCCCACAGUCAUUUCUGCUUGCCAACACUGAACUGCUAAUAGUUUGAAUAAAUUCAGUAUUAAACAGCAAUACGGGGCGCUUAGAGACAAUCAGGAUGAACAGGGGUUAUAGUCCUUGACGCAGCGGCCUGGAUUUGAUUCCUGCUCAUGGCCCUUUGCUGCAUGUCUUCCUCCGUAUUCUUCUCCCUACUUUCCUGUCUUCCUCUUCACUAAUCUGUCCAAUAAAGCCAAAAAUGGCACCAAAAAAAACAGCAAUACAUUCAAUCUGGUGGAACAUUGAUGUACUGCAGCUAAUCUACAUUACACUUCCUGUCACGCAUAUAGAUAACACAGUUUCCAUCUUCUCUUGGAGCCACAGUACACCGUCCCCUCAUUUCAGAGUGUCCUUUACAACAAGAUUUAUGACUCCCUGCGUAACGACAAAGAACAGCCUGAAUGCAGAAAUAUAUUUUCCUCUUAAUGCAAAGCGGAGCUGCUCAGUUGUCAAGUGAAUACACUGGAUUGACUUUAAUGGCUUUAAUGUACUUGAAAUGUGUAUCUUAUGGGAAAAUGGCAUCAGAUUAAAUAAGUCAAACUUCUUAAGGACAUCCCUACUACAUAAUGUGGUGGUAGGAGGAUGUACUGCAGCUGUUUUACUCUUUCCAGCCUCAGCUAAGAAGGUGCUUUUAAUCUUCUCGUUUAGCUCUCAGCAAAAACAAACCAGUAAAUAUGUUUUGUAAAAUGUCUUUAGCUGUCUUAACCACUGGCCUACAAAAUGCAGCUACGACAUGACACACUGAUAUGGACUUGUCAGAUUCCGUUGUUUUAAGUUUUGAUUAUGAUCCACUUUUUGAAAUAUCCAAAUCCAACAAGGUGCGUUUUUUUGUCACUCACGUUCAUCAUGCAGCUCCAUUUAUUCACUUCCAUUAGCUGCUGCUAUAACAUAAUAAUUGUAAAAUAGUGAUACAUCUUACAAAUUCAAAGAAACAAGAGACACUUGCAUCUAUUAAGGCAAUGAGUGUGACUGGUGCUGUUAUAUUUCUCAGACAGAAAACAUUCCAGUGCUGCAUUUCUUUUUUUAAAGUUUCUUUGGUUCAAAUUCUUCCUGUGGAAGAGAGAGGCAGAAAUUACUGUGUCCCUUUUUAAAAAACAAAAAUUGUAAUUCCAGUGCCACUGUGUGUUUGUGUGUGAAAGAGAGUGUGAAACUGUAUCAGAACGAACCAUUUCAUUGUUCCUUGAAUGCAUCAGAAAUAGUUUGUAGUUUUUGACUGUCUUUUUCAAGAUAAUGUGUGAAAGUUUGAUUAAUUCCACCAUUUAACACUAGGAAGGUACUGUGCAUAGCUGAUGUUUUGAUUAAUUAAUGCAUUUAAAUUAAUCAACAUGAAUCAUUGAGACACUUGCUGCUGUGACAAUUUUAUAACAGUCGAUUUUAAAUGUCAGAUUUUUAGAUUUUUUUUCAUGUAACUUUUGUUAAUUACUGUUGUAUAUAUUUUUUAUAGUCAGUCUGACAAAAAUUAAAUCAAUCCAAGAAUAUGAAUCCUGUAUUUACUGGAAAAUAGAGCAAGCUUUUUAAUUGUUAGUACAGUUUUUGUACUUAUUUCCCAAUUUCUACAAUAUGAGAAUUGUUUUUUUUAAUACGUUCACAAAUAUUCCAGUGUUUGCUCUGCAGAACUUCCAUUACAUUUCCCAAUAAAUCUGUAUAUUAAGCCA
Molecule: messenger RNA, 6919 nt
Organism: Acanthochromis polyacanthus (spiny chromis)
Lineage: Eukaryota; Metazoa; Chordata; Actinopteri; Pomacentridae
Product: polyamine-transporting ATPase 13A3-like
Exons: 33
Coding region: 456-4190 (1244 amino acids)
Biological process (GO): intracellular calcium ion homeostasis; polyamine transmembrane transport
Cellular component (GO): late endosome membrane
Molecular function (GO): ATP binding; polyamine transmembrane transporter activity; ATPase-coupled monoatomic cation transmembrane transporter activity
Source: RefSeq, a predicted model, not a curated record